AUGUUUGAGGGAGUAAAAUCUCCAUACGGCGAGACAGUCGUUGUGACCCUGGAGUCUCUAGCCGGAGAUGAUUUGUCUGCGGGUCUAUCUACCAAGACGAUUCAACGCUGCGCUGAGCAAUACAGAUAUCGAUCCCUACAACAACGGAAUUCAGGCUCAGAGUAUGUACCUUCUAAUAAUGAAUCAGAUCCUGAGGAUCCUGUUGAUGAAGUUGAAGCAACUAAUGAUGAUGGUGGCCCUGGUGUCCUGAAAAAAUCUAGAAAAAGGAAAAGGAACAUAAAUAAAAAAGACAUGAGGAAAAUUAAAAGAAAUAGUGGUAAGCAAUAUACUACCAAGAAAGCCUGCAGAAAAGCCAUGGACCCCUGCUUAAGAAAGACUACCAAGCCAAUGAAGCCAGUGGCAGGCAUCAAAAGAUCUAAACUUCAGGAGGCGUUGACUGGAGGUAUUAAGAAGACGAAAUCAUCAACUCCUUUUGAAACCCUUGUCAACAAGACUCUGUCGCAGCCGGGAUCCUCUUCUUCUGCUUUAUCUGACGAUGCAAAGAAAACAACUACAAUAUCUACUCAAUCUUCCCAAGAGCCUGGAUCUUCCCUUGCCACCAAGACUCUGUCGCAGCCGGGAUCCUCUUCUUCUGCUUUGUCUGACGAUGCAAAGAAAACAACUACAAUAUCAACUCAAUCUUCCCAAGAGCCUGGAUCAUCCCUUGCCGCCAAGACUCUUUCGCAGCCAGGAUCUUCUUCUGCUUUGUUUGAAGAUAGAUUGAAGAAAUCUUCUUCUGGUAACACUUCGUCGAAGAAACGGUCUGAUUCAUCGUCUUCCUCUUCUUCUUCUUCGUCAUCAUCUUCCUCGUCUUCUUCAUCGUCCUCGUCCUCUUCUUCUACGUCAUCGUCCAAAAAUCAAACAAUUAAGUCCCCUCUAUCCAUGCUUCUCUCUCCCAUAAUUCUCUCCUUGCUAUCUCCUAUUAAAUCUCCAGAAAAGCCAUCCACUCCCAAACGUAAGCCAUCUCCAAAACCUCAAACACAUAGCCUAACUCUUCCUAAUUUAAAUUCCUCCUCGAACCAAAUGCCUGACAUAGAUUCUCCUGAAAUUACCAUUCCAAAACCCCCACCCAAAUCCCUCCCUGCUGCACCCACCGUUGUUAGAAAACUCUUUACUAAAACUGAAUCCUCAAAAGAAUCCCUUCCCUCCCAUUCAAACCCUUCUGAAAAAUUGGUAAAACUCAUGGCCAAAAGACGAGCUGCAUUUAAGCCCAAGCCACAAUGUUCUUAUAUUUUCCAAAAAGGGGUGAAAAAAGGUGAGCGUUGUGAAAAGUCCUGCUUUUCCGAUGCUAAUGUGUGCAGCCUCCACACUGAGGGGAAAAGCAGGAUGGUACCCACUCAACCUAAAAUUAUUAGCAGCAAACCUGUCGCUACCAAUCCUCAGUCAUUUGAAAGACCAUCAAUAAUCGUCAAAAGCCAGGCUCAGGGAAAAUCUUGUACAUCUGAUCCAACACCGAGCACCUCACGUGUUGUUGUGAUAGACAAGAUUUUGCGUAGCCAACCACGAACGUCAGGCUUUGCUCGACCCUGUCGUCCACCACAAAUUCAAGCGAAAAAAACCAGAAUUGAUAGGCUACCCAAAAACCGUCAGCGGGUAGAGAUCAGGUGGUGCAGUGUGUUGUUGUGCAGCGUUGGUCAGACUCAGCAGAUGACGUGGGGUCGCCGCCGUAGUAGAGCAGAUGACAGGAGGUCAGGUUCUGAUGACGGCGCGUUGUGGACUCGUCACUCGUUGGCGUUGUCUCUGUUGAGCUGA
Macrosteles quadrilineatus (aster leafhopper) is the source of this 1791-nucleotide messenger RNA. RefSeq lists its product as uncharacterized. The coding region runs from base 1 to 1791 and encodes 596 amino acids. NCBI's taxonomy places the organism in Eukaryota, Metazoa, Arthropoda, Insecta, Hemiptera, Cicadellidae. The transcript is spliced from 5 exons. The record is from RefSeq and is a predicted model, not a curated record.